Molecule: messenger RNA, 1919 nt
Organism: Alnus glutinosa
Lineage: Eukaryota; Viridiplantae; Streptophyta; Magnoliopsida; Fagales; Betulaceae
Product: S-adenosylmethionine decarboxylase proenzyme-like
Exons: 3
Coding region: 556-1683 (375 amino acids)
Biological process (GO): spermine biosynthetic process; spermidine biosynthetic process
Cellular component (GO): cytosol
Molecular function (GO): adenosylmethionine decarboxylase activity
Source: RefSeq, a predicted model, not a curated record
CUCUCAUUCACACAAAGCCUUCCGUCUCUCUGUUAACCUAGAAUCAAUCUCAGCCUCCCUCUCUGAGCUUUUUUACCCUUUGCAAUUUGCAUCGCUCUUUCUCAUUGUGGACUUCUCUAUCAAAGGAGAAAGAAAAAAGGGCUAGAACGAUUGUUUGGAUUUUCCCAUCAAAAGAUUAACUCGGAAGGAAAACUAAGCGUGGAUGUUUUAAUGGAGACCAAGGGUGGGAAAAAGAAGUCUAGCAGUAGUAGUGGCUCCAAACAGUACGAAGUUCCCCUCGGCUACAUCAUUGAAGACGUUCGUCCCAACGGUGGCAUCGAAAAGUUCCGAUCUGCUGCUUACUCCAACUGCGUGAGGAAGCCAUCCUGAUAUAUCCCACAAAUGCCUCCUUCCGUAGACUAGGAUUUCAUUUACUCAAUAAUCUCUCUUCUUCCGUUUUUGUUUUCAAUUCGAAUAACAAUAAUCUGAAAAUUUUCUUUGUUGCUGUAAACGAAACCCAGAAAGAAAACACACACCCUCUCUGUUGCUCUGUCUUUGCCAUUGCUUCCCUGAACAAUGACCAUCCUCAGCCACGACGCUCCACCGCCUUCACCAAUAGGUUUCGAAGGUUUCGAAAAGCGGCUCGAGAUCACGUUCUCUGAGCCGCCGUUUUUCACUGACCCACAGGGGCUCGGUCUCCGGGCGCUGACUCGCCCGCAGAUCGACUCCAUCCUCGACGCGGCUCGCUGCACCAUCGUGUCACACCUCUCCAACUCGGAGCUCGACUCAUACGUUCUUUCCGAGUCAAGCCUUUUCAUCUACCCUUCCAAACUCGUCAUCAAAACCUGUGGGACAACCAAGCUCCUCCUAUCGAUCCCACCUAUUCUCGGACUCGCCGAGUCGCUCUCGCUUGCUGUCGUUUCAGUCAAGUACUCCCGCGGGAGCUUCAUUUUCCCGAAUGCCCAACCUGCCCCUCACCGUAGCUUCACUGAGGAAGUCACCGCUCUGAAUGAGUUCUUUGGGCACAUGAACCCCAAGGCCUUUGUGAUCGGGGAUUCGACGGUCCCGAAUCGUAACUGGCACAUUUACUCCGCCGCGACGGAGGGUAAACGGACGGACCCGAUUGCUCUCGAGAUGUGCAUGACCGGGUUGGACAGCAACAAGGCGUCCGUAUUUUUCAAGAAAUCGGAGGGAUACGUAGCUGGUGAAAUGACCAAAAUGUCCGGAAUAUCCGAGAUUAUUCCUUCUCACGUGAUUUGCGACUUCGAGUUUGACCCGUGUGGGUACUCCAUGAAUGGGAUUGACGGGUCUGCUUAUUCAACCGUGCACGUGACUCCAGAGGACGGGUUCAGUUACGCCAGCUACGAAACCCUAGGGUUCGACCCGGAGGCCACUGGGUUCGAGCCGCUGGUCAAGAGGGUGCUCAAGUGCUUUGGUCCGGCUGAGUUUUCCGUUGCAAUCACUUGCUUUGGUGGCGUCAACUGGGCCACGGAAUGUGCUGACGUGGAUGGAUACACGUGUGAGAGCGUGGUGAAGCAGGAGCUGCCAGGUGGCGGGUGCGUGGUGUACCUGGCUUACGCGGCAAAGGCUAAGGUGGGUGGUUGCCCGGUGCCCACACCAACAAAAGCUGUCAUGAAUUGCUGGAAGGAGGUAGCGUUGGAGGAAGAGGAGGGUGUUGCGUGUCCAUGCGUUUGGUCAGCGUAGGGCCAGCCAAACAGAGCCAAUCAGAGUGUCAGUUGUCGGUUCUGUUCUGUCACUGCCAGUGAGUUUUGUUGAGUGGCGCUUUGGUAAUUAUGCUAGGGUUUUGCCUAAAUGUGUUAAUUAAUUGGCAGUCCCAUUAUUCAGGGUCGUUUCUUUGAAGUCUCCUUGCUUGUUUUCUAGUCUUCCUAUGUAAUGGGGCUUUGGUCUACGAUUUGGAAUAAAGGAGGUUGUUUUUUCUA